Molecule: messenger RNA, 4303 nt
Organism: Moneuplotes crassus
Lineage: Eukaryota; Ciliophora; Spirotrichea; Euplotida; Euplotidae
Source: the annotation of a GenBank genome assembly
AUGGAGAAGAGGAAAGCUUUCAACCCAUCUUUAGUGUCACUUCCAAAGCAGGGUUCCUCCAGGCUGGCCAGCCUGAAGGAAACCGAUGCUUAUGAGAAGUAUCUUCAAGGAGAAAAGAAAUUGUUAAAUUUCUCAGGAAUUAAAGAGAAGAAACAAGAGAAAGAGACUAUCAAGACCAGUGGGAAAUAAGGCAGCCCACCAAAUUGUGUUUAACAACACAGUUUCCCCUGGAAUUGGAGAAUCUACUGGAGCUGUACCUCAGAAAGUUGAUCAGCAAGAGCCAUUGGACAAAAAUUUGUUCGAUAACAACCCACAGAUAGAGUUUGAUGACCAUGUCAAGAAGGCAUUGACCACUAGGGUCUCCAGUGAUAUCUACCAGCUUAUGAGAGAUUCUUCAGAGACUCACAAUGAUGGGAUAUUAAAUAAGUUAAAGAAGAAGUAUCGAAAUUUCAAACCUCAAGGAUCCAGCACCUUCCUUGAGAAGCAAGAGGGCUUAGGAGAUGAGGGGAAUUUCAGCUCACGGAAUCCUUAUCUGAGGCUCAAACAGGAUUCCAUUACCAACCAGCAGGCUUUUGCUAGGAAGAACCUAUCGUUAAAAUAGCAAGUUCCAGAAGCUACAGAACAAUUAUGGGGAUUUCUUAGCUAUAAACACACUUGAUGAUUUGAAAAAGGCUCAUAAGAGCUUUCUUCCUGAGAAACAAUUGACUUCGAGAGUUGAUAAGCCAGCCCCAGCUUCUUUGCAUAGUAGAAAUAUUAGCGAGAGUCUGAGAACCUUAUCAUCAGCUGACACCAGGCGUAAGAGCUUGACGAAUACUGGGAAGACCCAAAAACCUAAAGAUUCACCAGAUAUCCACAAGAUCUUGCUUAAGAGCCACAAAAUUGAUAAAGGUAGUUCCCAGGGAAAUUUGCUCCAUAAAAAGCUUAUUGGCUCUGCAAGUACGAUCUAUCCAAAUGUUCCUCUACUCCAUAAUUCCAAGAUUGGGACGCCAAAAUCUAAAGCUUCAAUAAAGAGGGUUGAAGAUGUAGAAAGCAUCUACACACAGAAAGGUGAUUCUUCACUAAAACCUUACACUGGUACCAACCGAGAAGUUGAGGACUGGACUAAAGCUCUUUUGCCUCAGGAGUUAACCCAGCUUAGUAAAAUGAUUCCUCCUGGAAGCGCAGCUUCCAGAAGAAGCCAUUCUACUCAUGGGAUGUCUCCUAACAACAGAGAUAAGUCUAUCGGGCAACUUGUAGGAUCGCGUAAAUAUGAGAAUAAGCAGAAGGAGUUGAUCCUCAACUUUAAGAAAUCACAACACAUCUUUGGAAGGCAAGAUGUGAUCCUGCUGCAGUCAUGGCUUGCACAGCAGUUAAGAAAUUUAGAGAAGAAAGGAGUCUCUAAAGAAGAAAAGCUUAACCUCUCUAACACUGCAUACAAUAUCGCCAUGGAGGAGAUCAUCAAACAAGUCGAUGUUGAAUGUAAAGAAAGAGGGCAGCUACUUAAAAAGGUUUGGUCUCAGGCUAUGACACUAAAUUCAUAUGAGAAUACCAAGUUUACCCGAUCACAGGAAUUAUUACUAGAAUUUGAACAGAAAAAGAACAAAGAGCUGAAAGAAAGAAUCGCCAAGAUGCAGAAAGAGAUCAGCUCUUUAUCAAAGAAAUUGACUGAUCUUGAGAACACAGACUCAGGGAAGCAAGGUGCAACAGGUAAUUCAUUCAUGGGCUCCAAGAAGAAGACUCGCUUCAAGGACUCCUAUACCAAGAAGCGGCGACAUAAGCGCUAUGAGCCAAAGGAUUAUCAGAUGAAUGGCAUUACUAGCCAAUUUGUGAAACUUUUAAGUGAACAAGAUUCAGAAUCUGACACUGAUGUGAUAGAGAAGGAACUUGAACGACUAGAUUCCCACAAAGAAGUACGUCCAAUUACACCUGAAGAAGUUCCUGAGGAAGAAGAGGAAGAGGAUUUAGAUUAUAUUAGCAUCGCAAAGAAAUUAGAGAACUGCCAGAUUAAUUCUAAGGCCGUAUCCACACAAGAACUUGAGUCUCGCAAAGAUCCCUUUUGGGAAUAUGAGAAGAAGAUGAACAGAGGCGAAGUUAUGGAAGCCUGAACUGACGCUCAAAUUCAAGGAAUGGAUCUAUCUGAACUCAAUGAUAACAAUUAUAGCGAUCAAGCUAGCUCUGAUAAAGAAGAUACCUUCAUAGAAGGUAAUCAGACCUUGCUUUCUCUAGGAAUUAUAGAAGGUGAAAGUGACCUUUCUCAAGGAGAAACAUUACAAACUCCCUUAUUGAACCCAAAUAUCAUCCUAGAUAAUUUCACUGAAGAGGAUGCUCCUCUUGGAGAUGAGUCAUAUGCCUCAUACCUUGAUGAAAACCAGAAGACAAGAAGGAUUCAGACUGAGAUUACCAGUGAGCAGAUGAAGGCAUUCUUUGAUACAGAUAAUUCGGUCCUGAAUCAGUCACUUGAGAAUAUCAACAACAAAUUAUUUGAGGAGUUAUGUAAUUUUGAAAAGCUUUCAGAGCUGCAAGAAGAUGAUCAGGCUUCCAAGUAUAGCCAAAGUACAAGCCAAGAUCCAAGUAGAAGCGCAAGUCAGGACCCUCAGACUACAAGGACAGAUGGGGUUGAGCGAUCAGCCAAUCUUCGUAACUACACAUAUAACUUCACAAAUGCAGUGAAGCAUCAUAGUAAAGGGCAGAAUACUCCUAGACAUCAGGUUGCAGAAGGACUAAGUCCUCUCGAAAUUGGCACUUCAAAAUUUAUGAAGAAGAGAACCCAAUUUGGUAAAGGCUCAAUGAGGAAGCAGAAAGGAAACAACCAGAAAGAGUUUGGGGAUUUACAAGAUGAGAGUGAUGUAUUUAGCCAAGAAGAUGGCCUAACUCAGAGUGAAAUAAGUCAUUUUAAGAAGAGUGGAGAGGAAUUUAAGCAUGAUGAAUUUUCUGAGGUAGAUGAUACUAGCAAACCUCAAAAUUCAAAGAACCAUUCUACAGGCAGGAAGGAGACAAGAAGAGACAUCAAGAAAAAUAAAGAUUUACUUAGAGUUCCUAGAAAUUUAACUCUAAGGAACAGAGUUAUGAUAGAUUCGGCAGAAAUUUCUUACAAAGCCCAGUUCCAUAAGGCUCUGAAGUUGAUCAAUUCCUUACAAAAAGAGUUGGAAGAAUACAAAAAGAUGAGCAAGAUUGUACAGUACAUAACGACUCAGCGAGCAGGAGGAAACCCUCAUCGAGAUGAGAUGGCUGAAGACAUCAAGGUAAUCAUCUCUGACCUCAAGGAACACAUCGGAUUACAGGAGAAUGAAGAACUUGGCAUGAUUAAAGAGAAUUAUGGAAAAAUAAUCAACCUCUGUGGGGCUAGCAAGGAGAACACCAAGGAAGUAGAAGAUAUCAUCCUGAAUGUUAUGCAUUCUAAGUCAAACAAACAGAAAGCACUAAAGGAUUUUACCGAUAAAAUAAUCACUACUAUUGAAGAGGUUGGUGAAAACAAAGAAGAGGAUGACGAAGCAAACAUGGAUGAACCGAGUAGUAGGCUGUCGCCUGGUAGAGGGGUUCAAGAUGAUUUCAAAAGAAUUCCGAUUAUUAGUUCGCUCAGCGAGUAUCGAAACAUGCAGAGAAAGUCAGUAGAAUUAGGCACGCAGUUUAGCGAAUUUAACCUCAGCAAGGCAGGAAUGCUGAAAGUCCCAAAGAAGUUAAAGCAUGAUGCUGAUAAUAUCAUUGAAAAGUUAUUGAAGAAAAAGAAGUUGAAGGACUUAAUGCCUUCUACACAAAUGUUUGCGAUAAUCACUCAGAUUCAUAAGACUUCAAGAGAUUUUCUUGAGAAGCACCAUCCUGACCUCUCUGUGCAGGGAUAUGUGUAUGAUUACAUUAUGAACAAGUAUGGUAUCAAGAAGAUAGCUGAUAAGAAGUUUAAGCAAUUGUGAUCAACUAUUCUCAGGUACAAUGAGACCAACUCUCGCUCCUUUAUCUUCGGCAAAUUUAUGAGCAUUUUCCAACCGCUUGAAAAGGCUCUUUUUAUUGAAUACACUAACAUCAAGGAGGCUAUUUUCAGCUUAAAUAUUGGGUUCAUGCCAAAUAACAUCGAGAGCAAUGCUGCUCACUUUGUGCCUUACAUUAGGGCCACUAAAUAUCUGAGCAACCAUGUGGAGCCUACGAUGCCUCAGGAUCAGUACAAGGAACUCCAGAAAAAGGUUGAAAAGGCCAGGAAGGUUGACAAAAAGGGAAAGAACUCUUUUGGAAUCAUCAACAUUGACCAGUUUAUCAUGCUGAUUUUUGCCAGUAGAGGAUUCAGGCCUAGGAAGAAAUCGAUAGUACAUGUGUAAUUCAACCUUUGGAAUGA